This is a messenger RNA of Bipolaris victoriae FI3, 1554 nucleotides long. RefSeq lists its product as hypothetical. Gene Ontology annotation, cellular component: membrane. Gene Ontology annotation, biological process: transmembrane transport. The transcript has 4 exons. The record is from RefSeq and is a predicted model, not a curated record. NCBI's taxonomy places the organism in Eukaryota, Fungi, Ascomycota, Dothideomycetes, Pleosporales, Pleosporaceae. The coding region runs from base 1 to 1554 and encodes 517 amino acids. Gene Ontology annotation, molecular function: transmembrane transporter activity.
AUGUCAAAAGACAUAGAGCUCCAACAACCCCACGCUUUCGACGGAGACUCCCUGAACAAGAAAGAAAGCGAAAUAGAAGGCCAAGUUGAAGACCUCGAUGAAGCAAAUAUAUUCCUGCGACAGCACAACAUCACACCAGAAUACAUAGCCAAGCUACUCGAUGACAAAGCAGCCAACAAGCGUGUAUCCCGGAAAGUCGAUCUGCGUUUACUCCCGCUACUAUGCGGUACCUACUUCCUCCAAUUCAUUGAUAAGCAAGCCAUCAGCUACUCCGCCGUCUUCGAUCUCUUCGAAACAACCGGCAUCACCGGCGCACAGUACUCGUGGCUCGGUUCCAUAUUUUACUUUGCCUACCUAGUCGCUGAGUGGCCCUCCGCCUAUCUCGCCCAACACUUCCCCACCGCCCGCGUUGUCUCCAUCUACUGCUUUUGCUGGGGGUCCGUCAUGCUCGUCACCGCUGCGACGAACAACUUUGCGGGGUUUGCGGCUAUGCGGUUUUUGCUGGGGAUCUUUGAGUCGGUUGUUACGCCGGCGUUUAUGAUGAUCGUAGGUAUGUGGUACAUGGGUGACCAACAACCCGCGCGCGCAGGCAUGUUCUACUGCUUCAACGGCAUGGGCGCCGCCAUCGGCGGCAUCCUCUUCUACGGCGUCGGCUACGCCAAGAGCUUCACCGUCUGGAAAAUCAUAUACCUCAUCUGUGGCGGUAUGACGGUGCUCUGGUCUUUACUCCUCUUCUUCAAACUCCCCGAUAAUAUCAUGUCUGCGAAGAACUUUUCGGUAGAGGAGAAGGCGCUGCUGAUUGCACGGGCCGCGAAGAAUCGUACCGGCGUGUACAAUCGCACGAUCAAGCCACGCCAGAUUCUCGAGGCUUUGACGGAUGCGCAGGUUUGGUUGCUUUUCGUUUAUGUGCUGCUGAAUGAGGUUAUUAAUGGGGGUAUGUCGAACUUUGGUAAGUUGAUCAUCAAGGAUGUGGCGGGCGGCGAUGCGCUUCGGACUACAUUGUACGGUAUUCCGCAAGGCUUUGCACAGGUGUUUUGGGUAUUUACGGGUCCGUUUCUUGCGUCUCGUCUGCCGAAUGCACGUACGUAUAUGAUGGCGCUUUACCUGUGCCCUACGAUUAUCGGGACUACUUUGAUUUGGCAGUUGCCGCGGACGAAUCUCGCAGGGUGUCUCGCGGGAUACUAUUUGGUUGGCUCCUACGUGGGUGGACUAGUGAUCGCACUCCAAUUCCCCGCAUCCAACGUCGCCGGAUACACGAAGCGGACGACUGGAACAGCGUUUGUUUUUCUAGCAUAUUGUAUCGGUAACAUCAUCGGACCCCAAGCCUUCCUGGCCAAAGAAGCCCCCAUCUACGAAACAGGCGUCAGGACAGUCUUGGCUUGCUCAGUCGCCCAGUUCUUCCUGGCCUUUGUCAUUAGAGUUUUGCUCGCCCGACGAAAUGCUCAGCGUGAUCGUGAAGAAGCUCAAGACGACCAGCAUGGUACUGUCAGUGAUGUGGGCGUCAUUGAGGAUGCUACGGAUUUUCACAAUCGAAAGUUUCGGUACAGGUUGUAG